GGAGAGGCAGGCAACCGUUCGCCUGAAAUUGAGUAGAAUUCACUGAAACUGCGGGCUUUCAUGACGUUUCGCUGAGUGGUCCUUCACUUUGCUCCCUGCCAGGGCUUCAUUGUUGUUCCUCGGCUCUGAUCUUUGAUUGUUCCAGGCCCCCGUUUCUUCUGCAUCCCACUGAACUCUGCCUAGCAAAGCAGGCACCAGUCGCAACUUGAAUAGUUUACCUAGGUGACUUGUGGGGAAAACGAACCUGGAUCCAGAGCUCAUGUGCUGGAGGGAGACUCAAUGGAGCAGGACGUGGAGAGCCCUGUUACAAUUCAUCCACCUAAAUUGCCCAAACAAGCCAGAGAAGAUCUGCCAAAGCACUUAAGCAAAGAAUGUACCAAGAGAAAAAUCCAGAGGUAUGUGAGGAAAGAUGGAAAAUGCAAUGUCCACCAUGGAAAUGUAAGAGAGACUUAUCGUUAUCUGACUGAUAUCUUCACUACUUUGGUGGACCUCAAGUGGAGAUUCAACCUUUUGAUUUUCGUCAUGGUUUACACUGUGACCUGGUUGUUCUUUGGAUUCAUCUGGUGGCUAAUUGCUUACAUCCGAGGAGACAUGGAACAUAUAGGGGAUAUGAAAUGGACCCCAUGUGUCAGUAACCUUAAUGGGUUUGUUUCAGCCUUUUUAUUCUCUAUAGAGACUGAAACCACAAUUGGAUAUGGUUACCGGGUCAUCACAGACAAGUGUCCUGAAGGAAUUAUUCUGCUUCUAGUUCAGUCUGUCUUAGGAUCUAUUGUUAAUGCCUUCAUGGUUGGCUGCAUGUUUGUGAAAAUAUCCCAGCCCAAGAAGAGGGCAGAAACUCUGGUGUUUUCUACCAAUGCUGUCAUUUCAAUGCGUGAUGGAAAGUUGUGUCUGAUGUUCCGAGUUGGGGACCUCAGGAAUUCACACAUUGUGGAGGCAUCAAUACGAGCCAAGUUGAUCAAGUCUAAACAGACAAAGGAGGGGGAAUUUAUACCACUCAACCAGACAGAUAUCAAUGUAGGUUAUUACACAGGGGAUGAUCGGCUAUUUUUGGUUUCGCCACUGAUUAUCAGCCAUGAAAUAAACCAACAGAGUCCUUUCUGGGAGAUUUCUAAAGCCCAACUGCCCAAAGAGGAAUUAGAGAUAGUUGUAAUCCUAGAAGGAAUGGUGGAGGCAACAGGAAUGACAUGCCAAGCUCGAAGUUCUUACGUUACAAGUGAGAUCCUGUGGGGUUAUCGGUUUACCCCUGUUCUUACAUUAGAGGAUGGAUUUUAUGAAGUUGAUUACAAUAACUUUCAUGAAACAUAUGAAACCAACACACCAUCUUAUAGUGCCAAAGAACUGGCAGAGAUGGCUAGUCGAGCAGAAUUACCCCUCACUUGGUCUGUGUCCAGCCAAUUAGACCAGCAUGCUGAAACAGAUACUGAAGAGGAGGCCAAGAAUCCUGAAGAACAAACUGAAAGGAAUGGUGAUGUGACCAACUUAGAGAAUGAAUCCAAAGUUUAAAACCUAUUAUCAGAGUUCCAUAAAUCUAUUUUUAAAAGGAAAGAGAAGGAGAAACAUUUAAGGUGUGAAAUGAUUACCUGCCCAUAAAAUAAGCAAAGAUUUGGAUUAAAGCUGCAAUAUCCCUUAUUUUUCAAUAUAAUCUCCUAUUACUGUCCUAUUUUUUAACUGGAGACAUUCUCAUAUGCAGGUUGCAGGUUUGUUUUGCUUUUUGUUUUUUAAGGUAAAGGGCAAACACUUAUUAACCUGGGGCAAAAACAAAUGGAACAACUUUAAGUAUUGUUCACUCACAUCCUGAGCUUUAACUUCAGCUUUUUAUAUAUUUGGGAACAGUUUCAUAAACUGAAUGAGAUGCCUGCAGAAAAUGAGCAUUGCAGCUUUUAGACCCAAGGCAAGAGAAAGAAAUGCUCUUCAGUGUGACAUUGUACAUAUGCCUUAUGUAAUUUCUCUUUCAGUUUAGUAAUAAACCCAGCAUGUACAAAGGUACUGUAGUAAAGAACUUCUAAAUAAUGUACAUAUAGGUUUAAACAUAUAAUUCUAGGAAAUAAUGGGAUGCAAAAAAUAAAACCCACCUUUGAGAAGGCAUUUCUAUUCUCAUACCAGAAAUUUGUUGGCACCCUGCCCAAUUAAUGCAUGCCAUGUUUCUCAUUGUACCAGACUGGCAGCUAUUUAGAGUACCUCACUGUUUCUUAAGCAAUGAUUUACCUGACUCUAAAAAGCCAUAGGUCUGGGUCUGGGUCCUGGGAGGAAAGGGCAGAACAACUGCAACAUAAUUCUUGAUAAACUGUGAAACUGUUUACAAAAAGAUACUGUCUUUUGUAUUACUGUAUGGUAAAACCAGGUAUGGUUAUUCGAACAGUACAGUUAGAACUUGUGAAAGAUUCUUGUCAAAGCCAA
Heteronotia binoei (common prickly gecko) is the source of this 2397-nucleotide messenger RNA. It is a transcript of the gene KCNJ6, whose product is annotated as potassium inwardly rectifying channel subfamily J member 6. Gene Ontology annotation, molecular function: G-protein activated inward rectifier potassium channel activity. The record is from RefSeq and is a predicted model, not a curated record. Gene Ontology annotation, cellular component: plasma membrane. NCBI's taxonomy places the organism in Eukaryota, Metazoa, Chordata, Lepidosauria, Squamata, Gekkonidae. Gene Ontology annotation, biological process: potassium ion import across plasma membrane; regulation of monoatomic ion transmembrane transport. Bases 280 to 1503 code for a protein of 407 amino acids. The transcript has 3 exons.